Rhizopus microsporus ATCC 52813 is the source of this 2278-nucleotide messenger RNA. RefSeq lists its product as uncharacterized. The transcript is spliced from 5 exons. The record is from RefSeq and is a predicted model, not a curated record. The coding region runs from base 275 to 2203 and encodes 642 amino acids. Gene Ontology annotation, cellular component: nucleus. Gene Ontology annotation, molecular function: RNA binding. Lineage: Eukaryota; Fungi; Mucoromycota; Mucoromycetes; Mucorales; Rhizopodaceae.
CUGAUUUAAAAAUACAAGUUUUCUUUUAAUAGAAAUCCUCCCCCUUUCUUUUCUUUGUUCCUUUGCUCUUUUUCUAUCUCGCCAUGCUACAAUCACUGUUGAUGUAAAUUACAUAUAAUACAAUACAUAACAAAGUGUGUAUGUGUACUCUAUUAAAACGGAAAUUUGCGUGUGACGCAAAUACAUCUAUAUGGGUAACUGUUGAAGGUGCGGGCUGUUAAAAGGUUUUUUUUUUUUUCCUUCCUUCCUUUUUUUUUUUUUACUUCUUUAGACAAUGACAGAUAAUUGGGAUCGAACCUUCUUUGACAAGGAACUCAAGUCAAUUUUAGAUAGUAAAUUACCAGUAUCAGCAUCUAAAAUUACUUCACUUCAACAAUUAGCAACUUCUCACCCAAAGCAUCACAAUUACAUUGUACAAUGCAUUACGAAAUUCAUUGAAAGUGCUCCACCUGAUUAUCGCUUGGCAGGUUUGUAUGUAAUUGACGCCAUUUCGCGUGCAGUCCAUAAACAGCUGAGGAGAAGAGAAGAGAAUAAUGAAAAAGGAAGCUUUGAAGCAGAAGGAUACCUUAAGCGGUUUGCUAUCGUCUUGAAGGAUGACUCACUUAUCGGAUGCUUUGAGUCAUGCUCAACCAAAGAUAAGGAUAAGGUGAAAAAGACACUGGAUUUUUGGGAACAAGGAAGCAUUUAUCCAAAGGAAGUAGUUCAGUAUGUAAAGGAUUCAUUUUUAAAACAAAGUAAGCAGGACAAAGGUUAUUAUCAAACACAAUUUUAUAUAAAAAGAAGCUUUAAAAAUACCCACUUUUUGAAUUUUCUUAAGAGUUUAUAUAUCGUUUGGAUUGGUAUUAAAACACACUUCUUUUAUUAUAAAUUAUCACUCUUGAUAAUAAUAGUGUCUCCACCUGUUGAUACAGCUGCUCUAUUGGCAACACUUAGUAACAUUGGCAACUUGAAUAUUCCCGGUUUAACAAGUAAUAAUAACAAUAGUAGUAGUAUUAGCAACAGUAGUACUAGCAGUGAUAGUAGCAAUGGCAGCUAUACUACACCAAUAGCCAACACUAGUACUACUACUACUGUAACAACAACUGCUGCACCUGUCACACAGCAAGUAAACAAGGAUCUAUCACUUCCUCCUGCUUUGGCUAAACUUUUGGGCAGUCUGGUCACUACACCAACACCAGCUUCAACUUCAGCCCAAGUACAAGCACCAGUCACCAACACACCAGCCCAAGUUCGCCUUGACCCUCGACUAGCUGCUAGUGAGUCUAAAAUAAAACCAAGCGUUUGGCCACCACCCCAAGGACCCUCUGUGCCACUUGCGAAUGUUGGAAGAACAGAAAAGAAGUCAAGAUGGGGUAAUGACACAGAUAAUAUCGCUAAUAAAACUACUACUACUACUACUACGUCUCCUGUUACUGUUACUCCUCAUACUACACAUACUACAUCUACCAUUACUGCUAAUUCAUCUGCUCAAGAACCUUGGCUCCAUCGCCAAAUGACUCAGACAGCCAACAAUAACAACAAUAAUAAUAUUAAUAACGCUCCCAUAUAUCAACAAAUGAACCAGCAGUUAUAUCAACAACAAUAUCAGCAAUACUAUCAACAGCAGUAUCAGUAUUAUCAGCAACAACAGCAACAGCAGCAGCAGCCACUACAACAGAUACAAUAUAAAGGAGCACAACCAAUGAGUGAUACCAGUUUACCACCUGGUUGUAUUCGAGUCCUGACACGUACAUUAUUUGUUGGUCCUAUUCCUGAUCACUAUGAAAGAGAAGAUGUGGCACGCUUAUUUGCCAAAUAUGGAGAGAUAGCUAGUGUGAUUGUAUCAAAAAAAUUAAAAGGCAGACACAAUGCAUUUCUCAAAUUUACUACUCGAGCAGCCACAGAAGCAGCCAAAUACGAUGGAGCAGGGCUCAUGGUUGAAGGCAUGCCUGUAAAGGUCAAUUGGGGAUUUGGGUUUGGUCCCAAGAAACACUUCAACUACGAUCGUGGUGAUUCGAUUAUACCUUUGGCUGAACUAAGUGCAGAAGAGAAAGAUAAUCUGGUGAUAGCCAGAGUAGGUGGUUUCCAAGGACAACCAGUACGUGAUCGCAUGGUGAUUGAGGAACCAGAGGCAGAGUAUAAACCAGAAUGGAAAGAUGAUGAACGUGGUGUCAAGAGAUACAACAAUCAGUUUGAAGAUAAUAGAAAAAGAACAAGGCAUUGAGUGAGCCUUUCUUUUAGUUUUACAUAAAGAACAAUAAAUACAAUGUACACACAUAUAUAUAUUAUGCCUUUUUGC